CCUAUGUGUGUCACCUUCUGUCCAGCAAAUUCAACAAUGAAUGAAUUAAUUAAAAACCAUCUUCUUCUUUUUUUUCUUUCUUCCAAUCACCUCCCUUUAUUUAAACACCUAUCUAUAUAUGCCUCCUCAUUUUCAUUUCAACUUUCUAUACAUACAUCAAAAACACUUCACACAAAAACAACAACAACAACAACAACCCCCCCCCCCCCCCCCCCCCCCCCCCCCCCAAACAAACUAUGGGGAGGCCUCCUUGUUGUGAUAAAAUAGGUAUCAAGAAAGGUCCUUGGACUCCUGAAGAAGAUAUCAUUUUAGUCUCUUAUAUACAAGAACAUGGUCCUGGAAAUUGGAGAUCAGUCCCUACUAAUACUGGGUUGAUGAGAUGCAGCAAAAGUUGUAGGCUAAGGUGGACAAAUUACUUGAGGCCAGGAAUCAAAAGGGGGAAUUUCACUCCACAUGAAGAAGGAAUGAUUAUCCAUCUUCAAGCUUUAUUGGGUAACAAAUGGGCAGCCAUAGCUUCAUAUCUACCACAAAGGACAGACAAUGACAUCAAGAAUUAUUGGAAUACUCAUCUAAAGAAGAAACUCAAGAAACUCCAAACAGAAUUGGAUUCACAUAAUUUGGCUCCUCUUCUUCCUAAUAAUAAUAAUAAUAACAAUAUUAAUUAUGAUAAUCAUCAUCAAUUCUCAUGGCAAUUAAGUGUCAAUAAUAAUGAUAAGCAAGGGAUCUCAUCAAAUUCUUCAUCAUCAUCAUUGUAUGCUUCAAGUACAGAAAAUAUUUCAAGACUUUUAGAAGGUUGGAUGAGAUCUUCCCCUAAUAAUCCUUCUAGAAGAAACAAUAUUGAUCAUGACCAUGAUGAUGAGAUGUUGCAUGUGGCACAAAAAAAUGAUCAAGAUCAAGAAAUUGUUAAGAGUACUUGUGAGGAAAAUGAAAAUUCUUGGAUUAUUCCAAAAGAGAAAUCAAGUAAUUGUGAGAGCAAUGGAGUUGUUGUUGUUGAUCAUGGAAAGACAAGUCCACCUCCAUUCACAUAUCUUGAGAAGUGGCUACUAGAAGAAAAUGGUGGUCAAGUUGAAGAACUCAUGGAACUUCCUAUGAUAUUCACAUGAUAAUACUAUAUAUUAUUUUCUCUUUAUACAACUUAUGACUAUUUUUUUCUCUUUCUUUCUAUUUUUUACUUGUGUGGAGUUUGUUUGGGGGCAUGGGGUGCUCUUUUUAAGAAAGCGUAAUAGCUUACUGAUCAAGUAUUCAAGUGAUUCGGUUUUCCUUGUGUGGAGUUUGUUUGGGGGCAGGGGGUACUCUUUUGAAGAAAGCGUAAUAGCUUACUGAUCAAGUAUUCAAGUGAUCAUUCAACCGAAAUAAUGAGAUCUUGAAAGUUAUUAUAUAUAUAUUUCAAGUGUCAUUGGCGGAAUGUUACAUCAAAAAUGUAUUAGUGUUCAAGUGAUUAACCGAAGCGAUGAGACUUGAAAGCUACUUUUUCAAGUGUAUGUAUGUAGUGAAAUGUUCUGUCAAUCGAAGAAGGUUUUUGAUGACAGGACCAGGAAGAAGUCCUUUAAUGUGUAUGAAUUUUUAAUUAACAUAUGUAGUUCUAAUUUUUUGUAAUUUUUCUAAUUCGUGAAAGUUUAUAAUAAUAUCCAUUAUGUGCUUUCUUUCUUA
Messenger RNA from Capsicum annuum, 1650 nucleotides. RefSeq names its product transcription factor MYB60. NCBI's taxonomy places the organism in Eukaryota, Viridiplantae, Streptophyta, Magnoliopsida, Solanales, Solanaceae. Gene Ontology annotation, biological process: response to auxin. The coding region runs from base 237 to 1103 and encodes 288 amino acids. The transcript has 3 exons. The record is from RefSeq and is a predicted model, not a curated record.